Symbiodinium sp. CCMP2456 is the source of this 618-nucleotide messenger RNA. The record is from the annotation of a GenBank genome assembly. NCBI's taxonomy places the organism in Eukaryota, Dinophyceae, Suessiales, Symbiodiniaceae.
AUGACAACGCAGAUGCAAUGUUGGACAGGGCAACUCAGUCCCAACAACAUGGUGGAGAUCGCGGCAAUCUUCAGGUUAGACAAAUGGUGCAAUGGAUGGAAUUCCAUGAACAAGAAGAUCGAGGAAUUGGGUCAACUAAGCAACGAGGCGUCACAGAGUUUCGCGAAUCUGGAACAGCAAGCUCAAAGUCGUGAACACACCAUGGCUCUGCAGUACCUGAAGUUGACGCACACUCUAAAUGAGAAAGCUCAUGAAGCUUUGAAAUACAGGAUGGAAUCUUCAAGCAGGGAAUCCGAGUUGGCAGCGACGCGAGAGACGAUCGAGAUGAUCAAAGGAGAAGAACGUAUGGCCAAAGAAGAGGCGAACAGUGCCAUCCUUGCGGCGGAAUCUGGGGUCUUUGCCCUACAGGACAGACUGAACAAGGCGGAAGUCGCAAAACAUGAAGCCAACGUGGGAAUGCAACAAGCUGAACUACACGCUCAGCAGGCCUUGGAGCGCGAGCGACCUAUCACUGCUCUACACAGUGAGCUGGGCGAGCUACGUCUUCGACACAAACAACAGGAAGAGUAUCUAUCAAUCGCGAAGUCAGCAAGCCUGGAAGCUCGAAAUCGAGGCUGA